This is a messenger RNA of Spirodela intermedia, 899 nucleotides long. The record is from the annotation of a GenBank genome assembly. NCBI's taxonomy places the organism in Eukaryota, Viridiplantae, Streptophyta, Magnoliopsida, Alismatales, Araceae.
AUGAGGUCGAGAAUCUGUCCUUCUGGUUUCCCUGAAACGAGCGGGGAAGAUCUUCAUUCUACCGUUCCCGCCAUUGGAGAGGAGUACCAAGAACCAGCUUACAGAUGCUGCCUAUGCUCAGAGAAUCGUCUGGCUCCGCGUGAGGUGAUGUUCAUGUAGGCCUUCUUUCCUUGCAGCGAACCAGAUGCUGGCAUCUGCCGUAGACCUUUAGUCUGACUAAUGCUCAAAGGUUCGAUUCUUCGGAGGCUUCUUCCACAAGGGUGAAGGAUCAGGGCAUUCAUCUCUCUCUCUCUCUCUCUCUCUCUCUCUCUCCCCCCUCCCCUUCGCCCUCCCCCCCUCUCGGUGACUAAGCGGUCGAGGCAUAGGUCUGCAGCCGCGCUCUCCCGCUGCGAGCAAUGAGGACCCUCUCAGAGGGCGUCUUCACCAGCCGUCCUGCGCUCGCCUUCUCGCUCGCGUUAGGGUUCGGGUUCUUGCUGUCGGCGAUGUCGUGUCCCGUGGUCUCAAAGGCCGUGCUCUUCUUCUCCCCACUGCUAGCUUCCACCGGAGCAUGUCUGGCGGUGGUUUACCUCUUCUUCCUCUCACAGGGUGGCGCCGAGGAGGCGGAGCUUCUUCUCAUCAACGUUGGAGGGCUGGAGCAUGCGGUGCAAGUUCGGGUCUCCGGAGAUUCAAAGCUGGGACUUUGCGGCGACCGUGUCAGAGUUGACUGUUUUCUAUUGGGGAGCUAUCAAGCGAGAGCGAGGGCGACCCAAGCUCCGGUGAAGAUUGGGAGGGUUGGCUGCGCAAGCGACGCCACGGUAGGUUCUUCCCUCGCGACGGAUGAUCUGGCGGAGGGGCUGUGGAACGGUUUCUUCGGGAGCUACUCGAGGUGGCACUACGGCGAGGAAGACCUCCAAGAGUAG